AUGCGGCGACUGAUACCCCGUCCAACCCCACCGCCGGCUAAGGCCAUGAAGUCAUCACUGUCUCCGGCCAUAAGGUCACGUUCACCUUCUUCAACCACCGUCUCCGACCAAAGAUUCAAUCCGGCGAAUCCGAGUUUCAAUGACCUUCCAUCAAGUCUUUUGGAAGACAUAAUGUCUCGACUUGAGUUAAAAGAAAACAUCCGAGCAUCUACUGCAUGCAAGCCUUGGCUUGAAGCUGGUGUAUCUGUUCGUGUAGUGGAACAACAUCCUUGGCUUAUGUGUUUUCCUAAACGUGGCAAUUCCUUUGUGCUCCGUGAUCCAGUGAAAUGGAAGUCGUUCAUCACUUUGGACCUGCCAGAGCUAGCUGGCUCGACUGUGCGCUACUCAAAAGAUGGCUGGUUGCUUAUGCAGAGAUCUAGCGAAGACGAAGACGAGAUGUUCUUCUUCAACCCGUUUACUCGGGAGCUCAGGAGCUUGCCUAAGUUGAAGCAGGCUUAUCGGCAUUUUGCAUUCUCUUGUGCUCCUACAUCGGAUCGUUGCGUCGUGUUUGCCUUAGAGCCUAAGAAGGAGGAUGUCACUAUCAGCACUUGCCAUUCUGGAGGAACUGAGUGGACUUCUAACGACUUCGAUGAAGAGUUUAGUACGAUUAGUAAUAUCGUCUAUCUGAAUGAGCGAUUCUAUUGGUAUGAAAGCUGCAAAGAAUUAGAAGAAGGCUUAUACUCCUUUCACCCAUCAUCUCGCACAUGGGAUUAUGAUCGUGCUUUGUAUGGCUGUUUUGAUGUGGAAGGUGAUGUGUACGAGCAAUCAGCUUGUUUGGCAGAGAAUAAGGGAAAGCUCUUUCUCAUUAUGACAAGCAGUUAUUUUAAGAAACCGGUGGUCUAUAGACAAGGCAUGCUCCCGCCGGGCUAUUCGGUUUUUUGGUUGGAGAUGAGUGAAGCUCGCCUUGAUGGCUUUACAUUCUUUGCCAGUUCUUAUAACUCUGAGGUGAGGAAGAACCUCCCAUGGGUGAGGGACAAUAUCUGUUUCUCAAGGCCUGGUCGCAAGCGCAAGCGUUGUGCUUCCUUCUCCCUCAAGAAAAGAACCUACAGUCCGUCCAAGGAAUGGGAGUGGCUUGAACUCUGUCCUGCUGGAAGCAUCUGGAUCGAUCCCCCGAAGAACGUUUCAAAAUAUCUGUGA
Messenger RNA from Microthlaspi erraticum, 1176 nucleotides. NCBI's taxonomy places the organism in Eukaryota, Viridiplantae, Streptophyta, Magnoliopsida, Brassicales, Brassicaceae. The record is from the annotation of a GenBank genome assembly.